Molecule: messenger RNA, 7938 nt
Organism: Meleagris gallopavo (turkey)
Lineage: Eukaryota; Metazoa; Chordata; Aves; Galliformes; Phasianidae
Source: RefSeq, a predicted model, not a curated record
UAUUUCUGUAAAUCCAUGGACCUUGCUGUCUGGGAGCAACUCAGAAGAAUGUAUGUCAACAUCUGCUCCAGAACAACUGCAUGUGCCAGUUGGCAAGGCAGUGGGGAGAAGUGGGAAGAGGAUCCUUCAAACCAGAAAUGUGGAAGAAAGAAAACAGUGUCCUUCAGCAGCAUGCCGUCAGAGAAGAAAAUAAGCAGCGCUAGUGACUGUAUCAGCUUUAUGCAGGCUGGCUGUGAACUGAAGAAGGUUCGUCCAAAUUCCCGGAUUUAUAACCGUUUUUUUACUUUGGAUCCUGACCUGCAGGCUCUUCGUUGGGAGCCUUCCAAAAAGGACCUUGAGAAAGCCAAGCUCGAGAUUUCUGCUAUAAAAGAAAUCAGACUAGGGAAGAACACAGAAACGUUCAGGAAUAACGGACUUGCAGAUCAGAUUUCUGAGGACUGUGCGCUGUCAGUAAUUCAUGGUGAGAACUAUGAGUCCCUCGACCUGGUUGCCAAUUCAGCUGACGUGGCCAAUAUUUGGGUAUCGGGAUUGAGGUACUUGGUUUCCCGUAGCAAACAACCCCUGGAUUUGAUGGAAAGCAGCCAUAAUACCCCACGGUUUGCCUGGCUGAAAACUGUCUUUGAAGCAGCAGACGUUGAUGGUAAUGGCAUAAUGUUAGAAGAUACAUCUGUGGAACUAAUAAAGAAGCUUAACCCCACCUUAAAGGAAUCAAAAAUUAGAUUAAAAUUCAAGGAAAUCCAGAAGAGCAAAGAGAAACUGACAACACGAGUAACAGAAGAGGAAUUUUGUGAAGCAUUCUGCGAACUUUGCACUAGACCUGAAGUUUAUUUCUUACUUGUGCAGAUAUCUAAAAACAAAGAGUAUCUAGAUGCCAAUGACCUCAUGCUGUUUUUAGAGGCUGAGCAAGGAGUGACCCACAUAACAGAAGAAAUGUGUCUAGAUAUUAUACGCAGGUAUGAGCUUUCUCAAGAAGGACGUUUGAAAGGUUUUCUUGCAAUUGAUGGAUUUACUCAAUAUUUGCUGUCCCCUGAAUGUGAUAUUUUUGAUCCUGAGCACAAAAAGAUUGUCCAAGACAUGACACAGCCCUUGUCGCAUUACUACAUCAAUGCAUCUCACAACACAUAUCUAAUUGAAGACCAACUCAGAGGGCCAGCUGAUAUCAAUGGUUACGUCAGAGCUUUAAAAAUGAGUUGUCGGAGUAUUGAACUAGAUGUCUGUGAUGGCCCAGAUAAUGAGCCCAUUAUUUGUAACCGUAACAACAUGACAUCGCCACUUUCAUUUCAAAAUGUUAUUGAGGUGAUAAACAAAUUGGCUUUCUUUGCAUCAGAAUACCCUCUUAUUCUAUGCUUGGGGAACCACUGCUCCGUACAACAGCAGAAGGUUGUGGUACAACACAUGAAAAGGAUCUUUGGAAACAAACUCUACACGGAGACACCUUUAUCUUCAGAAGCCUACCUCCCAUCACCAGAAAAACUGAAAAUGAAGAUCAUUGUAAAGGGGAAGAAGCUGCCCUGCAACCAGGAUGUACUAGAAGGGGAAGUCACAGAUGAAGAUGAAGAGGCUGAAAUAUCCCGGAGACUGUCAGAAGACUUCUCAAGGGAACCAAAGCUGAUCUGGCUCUGCAGGGAGUUAUCUGACUUGGUGUCCCUAUGCAAAUCUGUUCAAUACAAAGACUUUGAGACGUCCAUGAAAGCUCAAAAUUAUUGGGAAAUCUGCUCCUUUAGUGAAGCAGAAGCCAGUCGAAUUGCAAAUGAAUACCCUGAGGAUUUUGUCAACUACAACAAAAAGUUUCUUUCCAGAGUGUACCCGAGUGCCAUGAGGAUAGAUUCCAGUAAUUUAAAUCCUCAAGAUUUUUGGAAUUGUGGUUGUCAGAUAGUGGCAAUGAACUAUCAGACUCCAGGACCCAUGAUGGACCUGCAUACUGGCUGGUUUCUACAGAAUGGUGGAUGUGGGUAUGUUCUCAGGCCUUCAGUAAUGCGUGAAGAAGUGUCUUAUUUCAGUGCAAAUACAAAGGGCAUUGUUCCGGGGGUCUCUCCCCAAGUUCUACAUGUCAAAAUAAUCAGUGGACAGAACUUUCCAAAGCCCAAAGGUGCGUGUGCAAAAGGGGAUGUCAUAGAUCCCUAUGUUUGUAUAGAAAUACACGGGAUUCCUGCAGAUUGCACUGAACAAAGAACUAAAACUGUUCAGCAAAACAGUGAUAACCCAAUUUUUGAUGAGAGCUUUGAGUUCCAGAUCAAUCUACCAGAGUUGGCUAUGAUCCGUUUUGUUGUUUUGGAUGAUGACUACAUCGGGGAUGAGUUCAUAGGCCAGUACACCAUCCCACUGGAGUGCCUGCAGCCUGGAUACAGGCACAUACCACUGCGGUCUUUUGUUGGCGAUAUCAUGGAGCACGUUACACUUUUUGUUCAUAUUGCAAUAACCAAUCGAAGUGGAGGUGGAAAGGCCCAAAAGCGCAGCCUCUCAGUGAGAAUAGGAAAGAAAGCAAGGGAGUACACCAUGCUGAGGAACACUGGGCUCAAGACUAUCGAUGACAUUUUUAAGUUGGCCGUCCAUCCACUACGAGAGGCUACCGACAUGAGAGAGAACAUGCAGAAUGCCAUGGUGUCCGUUAAAGAGCUGUGUGGGCUGCCACCCAUUGCAAGCCUGAAGCAGUGCAUCCUGACCCUGUCCUCGCGGCUCGUAAGCAGUGAGAAUGCACCUUCUGUUACCCUCUGUAUGAAGGACGCGUUUCCUUACCUAGAGCCUCUGGGGACCGUGCCUGACGUGCAAAAAAAGGUUCUGGCUGCAUAUGACCUGAUGAUUCAAGAGAGCAGGGUUCUUAUCGAGACAGCAGACAUCACUCACGACAAGAUCGUUCAGUGUCAGAAAGCAGGGAUGGAAUUCCAUGAAGAGCUUCAUAACCUUGGGACAAAGGAAGGUUUGAAAGGAAGAAAAUUAAGCAAAGCCAUUGAAAGCUUUGCAUGGAAUAUCACAGUGCUGAAGGGCCAAGGAGACCUCCUGAAGAAUGCCAAGAAUGAAGCCCUGGAAAACAUGAAGCAGAUCCAGCUGGCAUGCCUGUCCUGCGGACUGAGCAAAACUGGAAGUGCGCAUGCAGAUGCAAAGUCAAAACGGUGCCUAGAAGCGAUACAAGAGAAGGAUACAGGAGAUGAAAAUGGGAAGCAGUGCUAGGACGCAGAGUUGUCAUGUUUGUCACAGAUUUCAAUAGCUCUAAACUAUUUUUUUAAAGCUUUUAGAAAUUCACACAGGAAUGCCCUGUACAGGGUGUUAAUAGUAUUAAAAUCCUCACAAUAUCAGUAUUUUAAUGCAGUUAAUUUAUGUAAGUUGAACUCCAGUAGUAAGAUUUCUAAUGAAACCCAGCUGUCUGUACACAAGUGCGCGUGUGCGCAUAUGCAGAUCCUGUAAACACCGUUUUAUGCAUUACAUUAGUCAUUUACUUAAUUUAUUCCUUUGUUGUCUUUGAAUAGGCCUGUUCCUUCUGAAGAUCAAAACGAAUAGAGAGUACUUGUAUCAGCUUUUGUGCUUUAUUUUACUCUCCAACUUCUAUCAUUCAACUUAUAGGUUAUUAUUAUUGUUAUACUGUUUAAACAGACAAAAUAUGUCAACAAAUGUCAUUAGCUACUGUUUUUGUGAGGGCAAAAACAAUGGUUUGCUGCAGAUCCUGAACAUGAUUUUUAAUGGACAAUUUAAAUAGAGAAGAUAUUAAAUGGUCAGAAUUGCUAAGUAGAUUGUGAUUAGAUUUCAGAUGUACAUUUCAUUGAAUUUUAGCAAACUGCUCUUUGGGAUACAUCCAGAUAACACAUGCUAACAUGAGAACUAGCUGAUUUAUUUCAUUCUAGUACAUCAUUGCUACCUUGUAGAUCUGCAGGGCAUCUACAGUCUUUUCUGAUAGGCAUUUAUGUUUAACUUGUAUAGUGAUGAACGUAGCUAGUCAGCCCUGUAGUUGUAAGGAAAGCUGUGAAUAUUCUUUGGUAAUACUCUGAAGGUGAGCUUCAGGUCCUUCUGAAACACACUGUGGUGCCAGUACUGGAAGGCAGGUUUUAAAAAUUCCAUGUAGUGUGAGCUUUAUUGAAGAAGUAUGAGAGGUCGGUGUAUAGGCAGGAUCUGGCCUUACGUUGCGGUGGUUAAGAAUCAUACCAUGCUAGACAUUUGAAACAAGGCUGCAGAACUACUGUGGAUGUAGUAUAGAUAAAAUGCUUGGCGAAAAUGAGGGUACCAGCAUUUAUAUGCAGCAGUUACAAAUGUCCUAGCAUGUAUCAAGUGUUUAGGAUAGUGCUGAGAAUUGGACAUCUUUUUGUGUUGCUGUAGAAGGAAAACAGAAAAUGUCACAAAGCAAUGCAUUCUUGUCCUUCCCAGUGUCCAGUUCAUAUAUGCUCACAACAUUCAUUUCAAUUGUUUAAGUACUGUGCUUGAGUGUAGUAUUUGUGUUACCUAAACAGGAGUGUUUUAUGCUUAUAAAAAAGACUAUAUUUAUUUAAAGCAUUGCUUUUAUUUUGAAAAGCUACUUUUUAAAUUAAUUUGAUUAACAAAUAUGCUAAUUUUCUGAACUUAGCAAAAAGUAAUUGUUUAAAGUUUGACCAUUGGAGAAUCUUAUAUAGCUACUGUGUUAAGUUAUUUUUGACUUCUUAGUAACACUAUUAUGUUCAUGUUGCACAUUUCUGAGAGAGUAAAGCUAUGAAACAACUUUGAGCCAUGUUUUUAAAGUGAUUUAAGACAGAAAGUAACCAGUGAGACUUGAAGUGGGUGAGUUGCUUGUGGGAGGAGAUACUGCUCCAGCAGGAACCAUAUUACUGCAAAGGUUGUAACUCAGAUACUAUAAAUACCAUUUCAGUAAAACUUGCUGUACUUACUAAGAUGCAGUCCUAAAUCCUCUGUUUAUCUCCCUAUUAGACUAUGAAUGUAUUUAGCUUUCAGUUAGAUUUGGAGAGGAGUGUCUUGUGUUUCAUGUGAGACAUAAAUCCCAGAUCAUGGUGCAUGGUUACAUUUUACCCUCCUGGAUCACCUUCUUUAUUUCAUUGUGGGUUGUGUUUAUAUGAAAAACAGUACUUGACCUUCAGCAUUAGUUAGGGAGGAUGGAAAUAACUAGCCUAAUGUCAUCAGUUGUGAAGGAAGCAGUCUCUGUCUCUCAAUCUUUCUCUCAGAAGGUCAAGGUUGCUACAGAAUAGGAGAAAUGGGCAUACUUUCUGUGAUGAAGUUGCAAAGAGGUGUACCACCCAUUCUAUGCAUAUUUGCUGAAGCAGAAGAUGGUGGCUAGCAAGAAAUCCCACAGCACACAGUACACGUACCUGUCAUGCCAUGUUUAACAUUCAUAUCAGGUCCUGCGCCAAGCUCAUAACUGUGUGACAUUCUGUGCUUAAACACAAGGAUAAAACUCUGGACAGUCCUAUGCUGCUGAGGCCAGGUUGAUCCUGGCAUUGGGAGCUACAGCCAUGCUCCCUCCAACAAGAAGAGAGAGAUCAGCAGCACCUUACCUUUGCACACCUUUCAAAGUCACUGGGAGAGGAUGCAAAAGUGAUGCCAGCAUAAUAAAAAUUCAGUCUUGAAGGAGAACAUGUGGAAAGAUCAUAUCCAGCAUUGGUGCAACAACACGUAAAGGACUGUCUGGCCCAUCAGGAGGGAUUUCAUGACAUGCUUUCUGGAGUGGCACAACCUUCCCUUUGCUCCAUGUCAGUAUGAUUUCCCUGAUUUCCUUCCUGAAUGGACAGAUAUUAUCAUAGCAAUUACUUUUGUGGAAGUUACAGUAGGAAAUGAUACAGGUAUGUGCAAUUGUUUACAGUGUGAUGGCGAGGAGAAAUCAGGGAGCUCUCAGUGGACUGACAUGCAAGGUGUCUGCUGGAGAAGAGUACAAGUGUGAAUUUACCUUGGUUCUUGUUCUCACUCUGACACCAAGUUUGUGCUCUUUACAGUAUUUUUUUGUCUGUGUGUCAUUCUCUCAUCUGUAAGAUAGGACUAAUUAUUUUUCCUUUCCUAAGUAUGGGUUAGGUUAUAGAUUUCUAAAACUCCCUUAACUGUGCUGAUGCUCUCAGGUGGAGAUCCACACUGUGUUCGGGCUGUCCUGUACCACCAGUGUCUUCCAAGUCGUCUCCUACUGGUGAGGAUAGGGAAGCCAGCACGUGCCACAAGGGCUGAGCCCCAACUUGUUCUCCUCUCCCAAGGGCAUUGCAUCUGCAGCACUCAGGAGCAUGCUGUCUGCUCACUGGUGUGUCAGGCACUUACUAAACCACACCUUUGGUUGAGUGUGGCAGAGAUUGCCACCUCACAGGUGUUCCUGCGGAUUUCCCAAGAAAACACAGGGUGAGUGGUUUAGAGAGGCCUUGACAGCCACUUUCCUGCAACAAGGCUGCAGUGUGACCUCUGUCUAUGUGUGGCACCACCACGCAGGGAAAGUAGAUGCGGAGGGUUUCACUUGCAUUUUGUUUUUUGUAUAUGUGAAGGAGUCUCACCUUGAGACACUGAAGAGGAGGCUGAAUUAGUCCAGCUGUUUGUGGACCUAGAUAUCAUCUGGGAUAAUUCUUUACCAAAGUUCACAUGCUUGCUUGACCAGCAGGACUGACUCCCUUCCCCUCCCUCUCCUGAGCUCAGUAUGAGUUAAGGUAACAUGCUGCUUUCCUUCUUUCUGUAUCAUUUUCAUGGAUUUUAUUCUGUUUUUAAAGGGAUAAUACAACUUCCCAGCAUGAACAAGGUGAGAGCUUUGCACAUUCCUCCUUUUGAGAUUAACCUCCCAAAAUAGAUUGUUACCAGGUAAUUGCAUGCAUGGAGAGAGCUUUCUUUUAUAACAAUCUAUCUCUUCUGCCUGUCUGUUCAGACUAAAACAUUAGGUCAUCGCCUCCUUGGCCUUCAUGCCAGUCCAACAGUGGCAGAUAGUGGCCUUACACUGACUAACUCAAGGAACUCCAUGAAACAAGAAAGUGACGGGGUUGCAGGAGCAAUCUCUUCCUGCUUGCUGCAGGACUGGGAGUAGUGGUCCCAGCUCAUGCUGCUGCAGCAGCAGGUGAUGUACACAUUCAAUAAAUCUGAGACUUACCUCUUGUAAAGUACAGAGUAUAACAGGGGCAAGGUGACUGAUAAGAUACAAAAACAUCUGGGCACAGUGAAUGGGCAUUUGGGAACAGAAGGUUAUUUAAUCGUUUCAGGCCACGGGAUUCACUCCAGAAAUACUUUAAAUCUCCUGGAGUACAUGAGAAGUGGAUGUGAUAGGACCAGUGCUGCAGGAACAGUUAUUUAAGGGAUGAUUUUGAUUUUGUUUCACGUUUAUCUGCAGCUGGCUGUGGCUCAGCUGGGGCUGGUAAACCUGUGUGCUGAGUGUAUUACCCAGUGCUGCAGAAAUGGGGGAAUGAAAUAUGGCUUAGAGAGGCUUGAGCUAUGUUAUUGCUGUUUUGGGGGUCACUGAUAAAAAUUGUUCUUCACUUUCCAAAUGCAAGAGAAAAUCCUGCAUGUGGUUGCACCUGUAAUGCUUGGCGGCAUUACAGCCAUCUCGUGGAAGAAAAGGAAGGUGGUGGGGAUGGAACUGAGAGGAGCUCAGAGGUAGAGGGUAGAGGAAACUACAGGCACUGAGAUGUUCCCAUCACCUCCCAGGGCAGGUAUGAAAAUCCCAGGGUAUCCCACUGUAUCAGAAUAGUCUAGAACCAUCUUUUGGGUUCCCAUUCACAGGCUAAGGCUGAGUAGUCUUCUGUUUGCUUUCCACAACAGAUCUCUGGAAAAAAAAAAGAAAAAAAGUUUGCUUUUUAAAUUAACGUUGAGGAGUAUGGGAGUUCAGUAACCGAUAUGUGAGCAGCUGGGCCAGAGAAGUGAUGCAAGAGCUAUCCCAGCAGCUGUUCCUGUGCAACAGAAAACACUGUGUGAACAUGCCCUGACCAAAUGGGUCAUGCUUUGAAUGCAUUUUUUCUGCUCUCUUUGAUUGUUUGAAGUAGUUUAUGAAAAAUAAAUUGUUUUUACAUCUAA